AUGAGCAUAUAUGCGAAAUGGCCUGUGCCACCUACCCAGGUUGUAGUAGCUGUUAGUAAUGCUUAUGGCCGUGUCCGGAAGCCAUUGGGCUUCAAGCUUGUUGGUUUGUUUUCAAACUUUGAAAUAUUGAUUGGAGGGAGCCAAUCUGGCAGCAAUGCUGAUUGUUCCAUCUGGAUGCCAAUUCCCCCUCCAGGCUACACUGCUGUUGGCUGUGUAGCACAAGUGGGAAGCCAGCCACCUUCCAAUCAUGUUGUCUAUUGCCUUCGAUCUGAUCUAGUAACAUCUACGACAUAUUCAGAUUGCAUAUUUUAUGUCCCACCACAACCGAGGGCUUUGUCUGGUUUUAGUAUAUGGCAUGUUGAUAAUGUUCUUGGCUCUUUUUAUGCACACUCAUCAGUGGAUUACCCCUCUAAGGAUGAAAGUUUUGAUUUGCACCAAAUUCUUCUGCGUUACCCCAAUUGGCAUUUCUCUGUUAAGAAGAAUCCUCAAUCUGCUAGUCAUGAUCAGCAAACAUUUAACUCUAGUAAUGCCUCUUCUGGAUGGGAUAUUCUGAGAACAUUAUCACAGACAAGUUAUUUCAUGUCAACGCCACAUUUUGAAAGGAUCUGGUGGGACAAAGGCUCUGAUUUAAGAAGGCCAAUUUCAAUCUGGCGACCAAUUCCACGUCAGGGUUUUGCUCCCCUCGGUGAUUGCAUAACAGAGGGGUUAGAACCACCAGCUCUUGGACUAGUUUUCAAAUGUGACAACUCGGUGAUUUCGUCCAAUCCUAUUCAAUUUACUAAAGUUGCUCAUGCUGUUGGCAAAGGGCUUGAAGAUGCUUUUUUCUGGUACCCAAUUCCUCCCCCAGGCCAUGCUUCUUUGGGAUGUGUUGUCACUAGAAAAGAUGAAGCACCUCGAAAGGAGUCAUUUUGUUGUCCAAGGAUUUAUCUCGUUAAUCAAGCAAAUGUAUUUGAGGAACCAAUCUCUAGAUCUACUAGUUCAAAGGGUCUCAAUUGCUGGAGCAUUUGGAAAGUUGAAAAUCAGGCAUACACAUUUCUUGCACGAUCUGAUCUAAAAAAACCCUCAAGUCGUCUGGCAUACACAAUAAGUGAAUGCGUGAAACCUAAAACACGUGAAAACAUCAGUGCUGAGAUGAAGUUGGGGUGCUUUUCACUCACUGUCUUAGAUAGCUUUCUUGGAACAAUGACACCAGUAAUUGAUACAACUAUCACAAAUAUAAAUCUUGCCACACACGGGGGGCUUGAAGCAAUGAAUGCCGUACUUAUUUGUUCAAUGGCUGCAUCAACAUUCAACAGACAGUUGGAAUCAUGGGAGCCUCUUGUUGAACCAUUUGAUGGAAUAUUCAAACUUGAGACGUAUGAUACAUGUGAGCAUCCUCCUUCAAAAAUUGGAAAGCGUAUUCGUGUUGCUGCGACUAGUUCCCUUAAUCUGAAUGUCAGUGCAGCCAAUCUUGAGACCAUAUCCGACACUGUUGUUUCAUGGGAGAGACAGAAUAACUUGGUCCAUACAUUGUCUAAAAAAGCUGAGGUAGCUGGCGAAGUUUCAAAAAAUUCUCAUUUAUCAUUUUCAGCAUUGCAUGAAGAUGAUUUACAAAAAGUGGUCAUUGAAAAUAAGCUAGGUUGUGAUAUUUACCUGAGGAAAAUAGAAGAAAUCUCCGAAGAUAUUGAAUUGUUACGAAGUAACAACCAUACAUCGUUGUUGGUACCGCCUCCACGGUUCUCUGAUAGGUUGAACGUAGCAACAAAAUCUAGGGAAACACGCUAUUAUGUCUCCAUACAAAUUUUUGAGUCCAAGGGCUUUCCCAUUGUUGACGAUGGAAAUAAGCAAGACUACUUUUGUGCACUACGCCUUUUAAUUGACAGCAAGGUAUCAGAUCAAUACAAGCUUUUUCCACAAAGUGCAAGGACACGAUGUGUGAGACCAUUGGUAUCAGAGGUAAAUGGCAUGGCUGUGGGCUAUGCUAAGUGGAAUGAAGUUUUCAUAUUUGAAGUUCCUGAAAAGGGCUUCGCUAAUUUGGAAGUAGAAGUUACAAACCUAGCUGCUAAAGCUGGGAAAGGUGAAGUCAUAGGUGCAUUAUCUGUUCCUCUCAGUAUAAGUUGCAAUACCCUAAAACGGGCUACUUCUAUAAGAAUGCUACAGCAAGCCGUAGGUUAUGAUGGUCGGAAUAUUUCAUCAUAUGCUUUACGGAAGAGGGUUCAUAAUCAUGUAGAGAAUAAUGACUGUGGUAUGUUGGUAAUUUCUACCGCAUAUUUUGAACGCAAUAUUGACAUGAAUUUUCAAAAAAGUAUACAAAGUGCAAUUCUUGUUGAUAGAGAUGUUGGUUUCUGGGUUGGGCUUGGGCCUGACGGACCAUGGGAAACCUUUAGUUCAGUAUUGCCAUUAUCCGUUGUUCCUAAAUCGCUUGACGGAAACCCUUUUGCAUUUGAAGUACUUAUGAGAAAUGGCAGGAAACAUGCUCUGCUUAGGGCUCUUGCGGUUAUCAAGAAUGAAACUGAUAUCAAGGUAGAAGUUUCUUUAUGUCCUUCCUCCAUGCUAAACAGUCCUAUUCUAAAUGAGGGUAGGGAAAAUCCUGCUGUUGAAUUGGAAGAAAUAUUUGAAAAUCAGCGAUAUCAACCAAUUUCUGGGUGGAGAAAUUUAUCCAAUUUUCAUGGUGACCCAGAACAUUGGAGUACAAGGGAUUUUUCAUACUCAUCGAAGGAAUUCUUUGAGCCGCCUCUGCCCUCUAGUUGGCGGUGGAUUUCUGCCUGGAGGAUUGAUAAGUCCGACCUUGUCGACAGUGAUGGUUGGGCAUAUGGAACUGAUUUUCAGAACUUAAAAUGGCCUCCAAGUUCGUCGAUGUCUUCCUCAAAAUCAGCUCUACAUUUUGUACGGAGAAGACGAUGGAUACGCAAUAGACAACUAAUACCUGAUCAAAACAUUAAUGACCAUAGGAAUAUCAUAACCAUUAUAGAUCCAGCCUCUUCAUCUUUUUUGCCAUGGACCAGUAUGGCAAGCGAUUCAGAUUUGUUUUUGCAGGUUCGUCCGUACGUUGAGAAUCCUCAGGAAUUAUAUGUUUGGGGUCAAAUAGUGGCCUUGGGCUUCAGCAAAGAUCAGUCUGCCAAUCAGUUGGCUUCUGUUACUAGACAGAACAUGCUGAGCCAACUAAGCAUGCUCAACUCAUGUUUGAGGUUGAACAAUCUUGAAAAGAAUGAUAUACUGUUGUGCUGCAAUCCUUGCAUCAGUGGUAGACAAAGUACAUGGUUCAGUGUUGGGACUGAUGCUUCAGUUCUUCACACAGAAUUAAAUGCUCCUAUUUAUGAUUGGAAAAUAUCCAUCAAUUCUGUUCUCAAGUUGGAAAACAAGCUUCCCUAUGAAGCUGAAUAUGCUAUUUGGGAGAAAACAAUUCAAGGGAAUAUGGUUGAACGGCAGCAUGGUAUUGUAUCAUCAAAUGGCAGUUCUUUUAUUUCUUCGGCUGACAUACAUAGGCCUAUCUACCUUACAUUGUUUGUUCGUGGUGGUUGGAUAUUAGAGAAGGAAGCUGUUCUGAUUAUGAAUCUCUUAAACCUUGACCAUGAUUCGUCAUUUUGGCUGAUUCAUCAACAAAGUAAGAGGAGGGUUCGUGUUAGCAUUGAGUAUGAUAUGGGAGGAACUGAUGCUGCUCCAAAGUCGGUGAGGUUGUUUGUUCCAUAUUGGAUUUGUAAUGAUUCAUCAGUACCAUUAUCAUAUCGCAUAGAGGAGGUUGACCCGUUGGACAAUUUGGAUGCUGAACCUCUUGCAACAGCUCGAGUCGUUAAAUCUGCAAAGUUUACUUUGAAACAUAGCUCAAAAUCCAUUGACAGAAGGCCCUCUAACUCGAGGGGAAACAGUGGUAUUCUGGAAGUAAUAGAUGAUUUCAACACAAAUUGUGUUAUGCUGUCAACUCAAGACUACAUUGGUCAAGGCGGAGCUUCAUCAUUCUCAUCUUGCAAUGAUGGCCUUUUAUCAACACGUGUUGGUAUCUCCGUUGCUGUUCAUAAUUCUGAACGCUAUAGCUCUGGAAUUUCAUUUACUGAUCUUGAAAGGAUGGAGCAAGUUGAUGUUAAAGCAUAUUCUUCAGAUGGGUCCUAUUUCAAGCUGUCAGCGCAGCUUAGAAUGUCUUCUGACAGAACGAAGGUAAUCAGCUUUCUACCGCAUACUUUAUUUAUCAAUAGAGUUGGACGAAUCGUGUAUCUGUCCCAAUGUGAUGCUGAGUUGGUACAGUUAUUGCAACCAAGUGAUCCUCCGAAGAUCUUGAAAUGUCAAUCCAGUUCUGGAAGCGAACUGUUGAAGUUGAGUCUUGAUGGCUGCAAUUGGAGCUCACCAUUUAGCAUAAGAAACAACGGUAUGAUGUGUAUAUGCAUUAAGAACGAUAAUGGAGAUCGUCAGGUUUACUUGAGAGUUGAAGUUCGUAAUGGAUUGAAGACCUCCCGCUAUGAAGUUGUUUUUCGUCUUUCCUCAUUUUAUAGUCCCUAUAGAAUUGAAAAUCGUUCACGCUUUCUACCUCUACGUUUUCGACAAGUGGGCAAUAGUGAUGAUUUCUGGCAUUAUCUUCUACCUAAUUCAGCGGCUCCGUUCUUCUGGGAAGAUCUUGGUAGGCGGCAUCUGUUGGAAAUUUUGGUUGAUGGUGCUGACCCCAUCUAUUCUCAGCAGUUCAAUAUUGAUGAGGUUAAGGAUCAUCAAACUAUAGUAACAUCUAUUGAACCUACUAGAGCUCUGCGUCUUAUGAUUUUUAAAGAAGGGAAACUGCAGAUCACCAGAAUUAGUGAUUGGAUGCCAGAAAAUGAUGUGCCCAUAAUUACCCAUGAAAAUGUUUUGUUGCCUGUGUUUGAACCUUCGGAGAAUGAUUAUAAGCAGUCGUCUUCAGAAUUGGAUAGUGAAUUUCACAUUACAUGUGAGCUUGCUGAGUUUGGAUUAUCGAUUAUUGACCACAUGCCUGAGGAGAUCCUUUAUGUAUCAGUUCAAAAUCUUAUUUUCUCAUAUUCAUCUGGGUUGGGUUCUGGAAUUAGUAGAGUGAAGUUACGAAUGAAUGGGGUCCAAGUAGACAAUCAAUUACCUUUUACUCCCAUGCCAGUUAUAUUUGGGCCGCAAAAAGUUGGAGAUCAGCUGGAUUAUGUUCUGAAGUUCUCCAUGACUAUGCAGACAAACAGUUCGCUAGAUUUUUGUGAAUACCCAUACCUGGGCUUUCAAGUUCCUGAUAACUCGGCUUUCUUAGUAUACAUUCAUGAACCAAUUAUUUGGCGCCUUCAUGAGUUGUUUCAACAAGUGAAGUUUGGUAGAUUUUUCGGAUCAACAGACACUGCUGUUUCAGUUGAUCCAAUAAUAAAAAUUGGGCUUCUCAACAUCUCUGAGGUCCGAUUUAAAGUGUCAAUGGCAAUGUCUCCAUCCCAACGGCCAAGGGGUGUGCUGGGAUUUUGGUCAUCUUUGAUGACUGCUUUAGGGAAUACUGAGCAUAUGCAGAUUCGUAUUGGACAAAAAUAUCGUGAAGAGAUAUGCAUGCGUCAAAGUGCUCUUAUAAGUACUGCAAUUUCUAACAUUCAAAAGGAUCUUCUCAGUCAUCCAUUUCAGCUUCUUUCUGGCGUUGACAUCCUUGGCAAUGCAAGCAGUGCACUGAGCAACAUGAGCAAAGGUGUUGCAGCUUUAUCCAUGGACAAGAAAUUUAUUCAAAGUCGACAGAAACAGGAUAGCAAAGCGGUGGAGGACUUUGGCGAUGUGAUUAGAGAGGGAGGCGGAGCCCUUGCAAAGGGCCUCUUCAGAGGCGUGACCGGAAUACUAACAAAGCCUCUUGAAGGAGCCAAAUCUUCUGGUGUUGAGGGUUUUGUGCAGGGUUUCGGCAAAGGAAUAAUUGGUGCUGCUGCCCAACCUGUUAGCGGGGUCCUUGAUCUUCUUUCAAAAACUACUGAAGGUGCCAAUGCUGUAAGAAUGAAGAUAGCUUCUGCUAUUACAUCAGAGGAACAACUGCUUCGGAGACGUCUUCCUCGAGUAAUUGGUGGGGAUAAUUUACUAAGGCCAUAUGAUGCAUAUAAAGCAACUGGACAGGUUAUCCUGCAGCUGGCGGAAUCUGGUUCCUUCUUUGGCCAGGUUGAUCUGUUUAGAGUUAGGGGAAAAUUUGCAUUUUCAGAUGCAUAUGAAGAUCACUUUGUACUUCCGAAGGGAAAAAUUCUUCUAGUCACUCACAGAAGAGUGUUGUUGUUACAGCAACCAGUGAAUAUAUUGGGUCAGAGGAAAUUUAAUCCAGCUAGGGAUCCCUGCUCCGUAAUGUGGGAUGUGUUGUGGGAGGAUCUAGUGACCAUGGAAUUGACCCAUGGAAAGAAGGACUACAUGGAAUCACCUCCUUCACGCUUGAUAUUAUACAUGCAAAUAAAGUCUCCUGACUCAAAAGAAAAUGUCCGUAUCAUCAAAUGCACUCGUGGAUCACAACAAGCUAAUGAAAUUUUUUCAUCAAUUCAGGAAGCUUUGGUAGCUUAUGGACCAAAUGCUUCAAAGGAUAAUAAGAGAAGAAAAAUGCCUAGACCAUAUACCCCUUGCAAUGCCACUGCCUUACCCGAGGUAUUUCCAAAGGAAGUGUAUGAUUCAUGGGGUGUUCAAGAAACUCAGGAAUCAGCUCAGCUAACUUCAUCUUUUGGCACAGUGGUUUCACAAUCUCAGCCUAAGUAGCCAUAUUGAAAGCAAAUAUGCAUUCAAGGAUAUAUGAUGGUCAUUUAUUGUGUUUUUAAGCAGCAAAAGCUUCAGGAAGCUUCUCGUGUCGUCAGUUUAUAGUAUUUUUUGUUGUACAGAAAUGCUGUAAAUAAUAUUACCAGUGUGCUGCUUCCAUUCAUCAAUGGCGCUACAUUGCUAGAUUCAUGUUUAUAUUUCUAUCUUAAUUAGGGUUUUAUCGUCAUUUCAUGAUGGA
Molecule: messenger RNA, 6886 nt
Organism: Dendrobium catenatum
Lineage: Eukaryota; Viridiplantae; Streptophyta; Magnoliopsida; Asparagales; Orchidaceae
Exons: 27
Coding region: 1-6651 (2216 amino acids)
Biological process (GO): protein targeting to vacuole; protein retention in Golgi apparatus
Cellular component (GO): membrane; extrinsic component of membrane
Source: RefSeq, a predicted model, not a curated record